This is a messenger RNA of Eublepharis macularius, 1712 nucleotides long. RefSeq names its product serine palmitoyltransferase small subunit B (gene SPTSSB). Gene Ontology annotation, molecular function: serine C-palmitoyltransferase activity. Gene Ontology annotation, biological process: ceramide biosynthetic process; endoplasmic reticulum organization. NCBI's taxonomy places the organism in Eukaryota, Metazoa, Chordata, Lepidosauria, Squamata, Eublepharidae. Bases 96 to 338 code for a protein of 80 amino acids. The record is from RefSeq and is a predicted model, not a curated record. The transcript has 2 exons. Gene Ontology annotation, cellular component: serine palmitoyltransferase complex.
AGCAGAGCCAGGGGAGGAGGCUGAAGCAUCAUCCCCCUCGUUUGUGCAACGCUGUCAGGAGCGUUGAGAUUUCCCAAAGCCGCUCUGACCCAGCAAUGGACCUUAAGCGAGUGAAGGAUUACAUCUAUUGGCUGUAUUACCAGUAUCUCCUGAUCUCCUGCAGCUAUGUCUUGGAGCCCUGGGAACGAUCCAUGUUCCACAUGAUCAUAAUUACAGUGGUUGCAAUGGUGAUGUACACUGCUUAUGUCUUUGUUCCCAUCCACGUCCGCCUGGCUUUUGAGUUCUUCUCGCAGAUGUUUGGAAGCCAACCUGAAAGUACUGUUUUGCUCAUGAACUGAAACUGCUGGCAACGAUAGCAAUUUUUGCAUCCCAUAAAAAAUGUUGUCUUCCUCACCUUUAUCUCUUAUAUGUGUUGGAAGUCAUUCUGAAAGAUGCACAUGUGAUUGUGCCCACAGAUACUGCUUCCACUUAUCCAGUAGAGGCCGUUACCCUACCUAUGGGCUGGCUAGCUCUCCUUUUAUCCUGUUUAGUAACACAAUCCUUCUGGACUGGGUUGCUUUACUAAAUCCAUAGGGACUGCAUUCACACACACAGCAGGUCUCCAAUGAAAUGCCUUGAGAAUCUGUUUCCUUAUCCCAUUUCUUUAUCCUUAGGCUCGCAUGCCUUUUGCACCAUUAUUUUGCACCCUUAUUUUGUCGGGAAGUCCUAAGCAAAGUUACGUCCCUGAAGUUUAGAAUGGCACUGUUAAUAAGAGUAUUCACUUUUAGCAGUGUCCAAAUGUUUGGACAUAUUUGUGAAGGCGUAAACAGAACCUAAUCACCGUUACUAUGUUUUAAAACUUUCCUUAUAAAGAUGAUGCUUUUAUAAAGAUCCAGCAACUUACUCUCUUUGGGAUUUUUUUUUCUCCAGUUCUCCUUGUACUAUCCUGGAAAUAUCUUCUUGAAUACUCUGGAUUUAAAGUUUAAAUAUAUGUUUGUGGUAGGAACUGAAAAUAUAUGAGGUUAGCAAGAGCCUGUAUUCAGGUAUGUUGUUUUACCAUGCUGUGGUUUUUAUGGAUGAGCAGGAAGUGUGGGUGGGUUGGAGAGGGUGGGAAGCAAUUGCAAUAUUAAGGAGUUUUUUCAAAAUAUCUCUUGCAUUUUUCAGGAAUGUUCAGAACUGUAUCUGAUGUUUACUGUGAUUUUUGCAGAGUAGUGUUAAUGCCAAAUAAUACUGUUAAUCUUCACUGGGUAGAGGCAAAUAAAGCUAUAAGGACAACUGUGCUAUAAGAGUGUAGAAGUAAUAUCCUAAUAACUGCAGAAACUCUAAAUGCAUUUAUAUGGAGGAUUCAGUUCUAGGGCUUUGUUUAAAAAUCAAAAGCAACCCUUGCUAAACUGAUGCGCAUGAUUGCUUUAAAAAAAGAAGUGCCAAUGCAAUCCUUUAUCUAAAUGAAAUGUGAAUGCCAAAGAACACCACUGCUUGUGCACAUGGCCAAUUUACUUCUCACAGCUCACACACCUACCAGUGAAGGCAGUUUUAAAGUAUCAAAUGUAAAUAGCUCUCAAACAGUGUUUGCACAAUUACAUGCAAUAUGAAUACCUUCUCUGUUUCUAUGCAGGUUGUACAAGACUUUGUGUGUGUUUUAUUAUUAUUAUUAUUUUAAAGCAAGUGCUGCUAUUUCAAUUGUUACAUAAAACAAGUCUUGAAGGUUUAGAAGAUCUGAACAUGUGUGCUGU